Messenger RNA from Centruroides sculpturatus (bark scorpion), 1736 nucleotides. RefSeq lists its product as uncharacterized. The coding region runs from base 210 to 1163 and encodes 317 amino acids. The transcript is spliced from 12 exons. The record is from RefSeq and is a predicted model, not a curated record. Lineage: Eukaryota; Metazoa; Arthropoda; Arachnida; Scorpiones; Buthidae.
GGAAAACUUUUUAGAUAAAGUUCAUAAUUCUACAAGCGAUAUUCUUCAAACAUUCCUCAGAUUUUUGAAUACUAUUGCUUCAUUUCCAGAAGUUUCUGAAGAUGGAUUGUAUACUGAUCUGAAAAUGUUAAAGUUAUCAUUUCAAAGUCUGAACUCCUAAAAGUCGAAAUUAUUUGGCCCGUCCGGAGGUGGUAAAUUUUUUACUGGAGAUGGUUUCAGAAAAUCUACGGGCAGGCAACAUCUCUUAUGGAAUGUCGGCCGCUGCCCUCCUAAAAUUGACGGAGAAUUGCAGAGUUAGAAAAUUGCUAGAAAGAGCAGACUUGAGGAAUAUGAUAUGUUUCUUGUCAGAGGAAGAAUUUGCUUCACCACACAAUUCCAAUCUUUUGAUAAAACUCUUCUUAAAUCUGUUUAGAAUAUCUUCUGUGAAAGUAAAAUAUAGAGAAGAAUUGAAGAAAUUGAAAAUAAUUUAUCCAGAAGAAAAAAAUAUUUGUGAUUUGGAAUUUAAAGCCACAAUAUGCAACUUGAAGGAUUUUUUAAAUAAUAUUACAGAGGAAGAGUCAUUGUCCAGGAGAUGGGAAAAUGAUGAGAUUUCUGAGAAUUCUGUUCUUGAAAUUGAAGUGGAUAUUGACAAUGAUGAUCCAGUGGUUGCAAGUGUCAAUGGUGAAGAAUUUUUGGAAAAAUAUUAUAAUAUAGAUUUCAUGAAAGAAAGAGAGAUGCUUACUGAUAACUCCAAGAAUAUCAGUAAACAUUUGAACGUGAGACUAAAACAAACCGGACGUAGCAAAAGUGUACCACUUAUGGAAGAUCAAGGUGUGGAAAAGUCUCCAUCCUGCCAUUCGUUGUCAGGAUCAACAACACCAAAGUUAGAUCCAGAAGCCACUGAAAUGGUGAGGAAGAUAAUAGGAGAGCAUUCGAAAACGUUAGUAGAAGCCACUGCAGCUUCACAUUCAUCACCCGUCCAUAUAAAAGGCCUAAACUCAAAAGAGUACACUCUUGCCUUCAGUUCGCGUCCAAAGAUACCCAGAACGCCCGAACCGGGAGAACUAGUUGUAGUUACUACUCAAAAUUUUAAGAUAAGACGGGAUAGUAGUAGACACACUCCCGUCUCACCAAAAGUAGCUUCUAGCAGUCCUCCAAAUUCCACAUUACAGCACUUAGAAUAAAGUUUAUAGAAUACAAUAGAAGCUCCAUAUUUGCAAGUUACAUUCUGCAAACCACUGCAAAUAUAGAAAGGAGAAAUGUAUGGUUAGAAAAUAGAAGAAUACUUUAAUAGUCUACAAAGAAAUUUUAUUAAUUGUAUUUCUAAUCUCUCCCUCUUUCCUUAUAUGGUUGCUUCUACUUUAGUUGUACGUGAAUCUAACAUAACUAUUGAAUUUCCUCCUUGCAAACGAUCUAGCACUUUUUAUUUUGUCUUCGAGGUGCAUCACUUUCUUUAGCCAUUUUGUUUAGAUGACAAGCUAAAAUUCUCUUGUAAAAUAUAAUACAAUACUGAUAAUCACAGUACAUACAAAUAUAAAAUGGUGGUUGCACGUGAGAAACAGAGAACACUAGACCAUGCUAGUAGACACUGUCAACAACAUUAGAAUUUAAGACAAAUGAUUUAGAGUUUCUCUAUGCUUUGUUGCAAAUAUGGGUUUUCUACUGUGAUUUGCCACAAUGUAUAAUGUUUAGAUGAAUAAAAAAUCUUCAAAUAAAAUCGUCUUAAUAAAACACAGACAACACCAUGAUUACGUGAU